Zootoca vivipara (common lizard) is the source of this 7413-nucleotide messenger RNA. RefSeq names its product Rho/Rac guanine nucleotide exchange factor 2 (gene ARHGEF2). Lineage: Eukaryota; Metazoa; Chordata; Lepidosauria; Squamata; Lacertidae. The record is from RefSeq and is a predicted model, not a curated record. Gene Ontology annotation, biological process: regulation of Rho protein signal transduction; cell morphogenesis; positive regulation of neuron differentiation. Gene Ontology annotation, cellular component: ruffle membrane; cytoskeleton. Gene Ontology annotation, molecular function: guanyl-nucleotide exchange factor activity; microtubule binding.
AGGACGGGUGGGGAGAUAAUUUGUGAACCAGCAAGCAGCUCUGAAUACAAAUUAACAUGGACACCUGGGUUUAUUACCUUUAACUGUGGCAAUCGAUCUUUUGCACAAAUGGGUCAGUUAACGGCCUUGCAUCCAUCUUGGUGCCUUCCCUGUGGUCCACUUUUACACUGCAAGCUCUUUGGGUCAGAGACUGGUCUCUUUCUCAUGGGGAGCCGCAUUAUAAUGAGCCAGACCAUUGGCCCAUCUAGCUCCGUAUUGUCUACAACUGGCUGGUAGACAACUGGCAUUUGAAGAAGGGGUUUCUCACAGCUGUAUCUGGAGAUUCAGGGGACCGAUCUUGGGACCUUUGGCAUUCAAGGUAGAUGCUAUAGUACCGAGCUGCAGCCCUUCCCCUAAUAUGGAGUGGCCCAGCUUCUCUCCCCCCCCCCCUCUUUGAAGGUCACUCUCAGUUGUGCUCCAAGGUGGAAUAUGGCUAGGGCCACAGAAGGGGAAAAGACCACCCCAAACCUAAAUGAAGGAAUGUUUCCUUUUUCAUACCUGGGGUGCUCGGCUGGGCACACACCUACACACCCCCUGAAGUGGCAAAGUCAGCCUCUGCCUUGAGCUAGAUUAAGAACUUUGAGAACUUAAAGAAGAAAAGUCGCUUGAUCCAGGGACAGUCCACAUAUAUAUAUUGGCCCAUUCCUACCUAUUUUUCUUAAUGGUGACUUGGACCAUUCAUAAUAUAAAAAUAUUCUUAACAACUGUAAGCAGGGCAGUGAGGUGGGGUAAGUGAAGACAAGCUACAACAAUUAACAAUAACGUUCACUGCUCCUGCUCAGGCUGCACAGAAAAAGCCUUUUGGUUCCUGGAAUUCAUUCUGAUUGUGCAGAUAAAAUAUAACUGAUAGAUUUCUACACAGGAUGUGGCAUUAGUGUGUGAAAACAGUCAAGAUCCAAUGAUCCCCAGGCAUGCACCUAAGCAAUUGUGUAGUCUUCUACAAUUUCCCCUUCCAACUGCAAGUUCUCAGGCUUCAGCAAAUCCUGUUCAGGGGAGUGACAUGGAGGAAGAAGCAUUGUCCUUUGGAUCCAUCACCACGUUUUAAAUAUAAUAAAAAGGUCUCUACAUAAAUAUUCAACAUUAUAUUCACUCCCAGAGGAGUUACUUUGCAAGAAUAAUAGUUGAUGAUAACAAUCUGCACAAUAUAUAUCUGAAUAAGUUCAAAGUAACUGAGCCAGUUAUUAAAUCAUUUCAAGUUAAUGUCUGGAUCAGAACUGAACAGGACAAGAGGGAAGAAAUACUGCUAAACAUUUAGGUUCAGUUCCAUGUUAGGGUUAGGUCUCAGCUAUGCCAGUUUCAAAAUGAAAUCAAACCACACACUUCAGCGAAAAAAAUUUCUGCUGCUGCGCUGCUAUGUGAAUCAGCUGGCUCGCAGAAGAAGAAGACUGCUCUUUUGCUAAAGUGCUAUGGUGCGAGCAUGGCAGCAAAAAAAAACCCUGCUAUGUGCCAGCCAGCCAGAUGGUGGAGAUGUCAGGUGCCACCUGGCGCACAGGUCGCAAGUGACCAAUAGCCAGGUGCAAAAUGCACCUCCUAGUGCCUGGUGAGUUUUGAUCGCUGGCAGGAGCAGGGACAGAAGGCUGAGUAGAUGGGUAUAGGAUUGUGUUCUGAUAUCAUAGGAUGAAGCAAUGACCACCAACUCGGCCAGCUUAAAAGGUGCAGAGAUAAAUUCAAAAUGCACAAGGCUACUAGCCAUGAUGGCUAUAUGUUCCCUCCACUGUCGGUGGCAGGAUGCAUUUCUGUAGGCUGCUUGCCAGGAAUCAUCAGCUGUUGUGCUUGGAUCCUGUUUGUGGGCUUCCCACAGGGAUAUCUGGCUGCCCACUGCGACAACAGGAUGCUGGACUAGAUGAUCCUUUAGCCUUAUCUGACAACCAGGCUCUUCUUGCAUUCUUGAUUGCUUGAUUGCCAAAUUGCUACCCUAUUGUGGCUAUUAUGUGCCUGUGACAGGUGUGUGGAAAAACCUUGUAGCACCGCACUGGAAAUAGGGGAGGCCUCUCCAGUUGCUACUUUCAACCCUUUCGCACGGCUGACUGACAUGAGGCAUUGCGUCCCGAUCACCCCCAUGCCUGAGAUUCUCAGGAGGAGGUCCAUCUCUCUCCCCCGUCUCCGGAGGGCAAGGAGUCAGAACCCUUGCAGGGUCUGUGCCACUUGGGUGAUCCACGUGUGGCUCCAGAGGUGGUGAGCAUCCUGGGCAACAGGGUUUGAAAACCUGAGCGCAUUGCACGGUCCCCGGACACGGGGACCCCCUGGCUCUGUGCCACAGACCUCUAAGGACCCUCCUGCCGCUGCAGGCUGCUGUUCUUCAGGAUCAGAGCUGCUGGCUGUGGUGCUCACAUCUCUCGUUUGUUCCAAGCCACCAGCGGGUGUCCCCUCCUCCCCCUCCAUCUCCUCUUUCAAGAGAGAGGAGGAGCGAUGCAGUUUGAACAGCCCAGACAGAGUACAGUUUUGAGCGAGCUUAGCCAGUUAACUUCCUGCUCUGCGAGUUGGAUGUUCCGAGCUGAGCAAGCCUGAAGCGUUGGUCCGUCUGCCUGCCUCUCUCCUUUUUGUUCUCCGGAGAGAGCCUCAUCCAUCCAUUCAUCCCUUGUGCUGGUCCUUUUUUGGUUCUGAUUCCCCACCCCAAACCCCGUUGCUUUUCAUGCCCAAAACGCCCCCCAGCAAUUCACCUAGCGGGAGACCCAGUCGGGGAUUGAUUUGGGGGUCGUUUGGCCUCAGUCUUGGAUUAUGUCUCGGAUAGAGUCGUUGGCCAGAUCGAGAAGUGAUCGUGCAAAGGAGGUCGCCUUGAAGAACAAAGAGAAAGAAAGGAUGAAGGAGAGCAAAGAUGCCCGCUACACCAAUGGGCACCUCUUCACCUCCAUCACCGUCUCAGGCAUGACCAUGUGCUAUGCCUGCAACAAGAGCAUCACUGCCAAGGAGGCACUGAUUUGUCCCACCUGCAAUGUCACCAUUCACAACCGCUGCAAAGAUACUCUGCCCAACUGCACUAAAGUCAAGCAGAAGCAGCAAAAGGCAGCCUUGCUGAAGAACAAUUCAGCCCUGCAGACGGUGUCCCUGAGGAACAAAACCACCAUCAGGGAGCGCCCCAAUUCUGCCAUCUACCCCUCUGAGAGCUUCCGCCAGACCCUGCUGGGGUCUCGCCGGGGUCGCCCCACCUUGUCUCUUUCCAAAAGCGUCUCCACCACUAACAUUGCAGGGAAUUUCAACGAUGAAUCUCCUCUUGGCCUCCGGAGGAUCCUGUCCCAGUCCACUGACUCCUUGAAUAUGCGCAAUCGGACCCUCUCGGUCGAGUCCCUCAUCGACGAAGGGGCCGAAGUCAUAUACAACCAGCUGAUGAGCGAAUUUGAGACUGGUGAGAAGGAUUUUGAGGCUGAUUCUUGGAGCCUGGCAGUUGACAAUAACUACUUGCAGCAGCACAAAAAGGAGGUCAUGAAGCGCCAAGAUGUCAUCUACGAGUUGAUCCAGACAGAGCUCCACCACGUGCAAACGCUGAAGAUCAUGACCAACCUCUUCCGCAAGGGCAUGCUGGAGGACCUCCAGAUGGAUGUGGCCCUGGUGCAGAGCAUGUUCCCCUGCGUGGAUGAGCUCAGCGACAUCCACGACCGCUUCCUCGUCCAGCUCCUGGAGCGCCGCAAGGAGUCCCUGGCCGCCGACAGCAACAAGAACUUCGUCAUCAACCGACUGGGGGACAUCCUCAUCCAACAGUUUUCAGGCAGCAGCGCCGAGCAGAUGAAGAAGGCCUACUCUGAGUUCUGCAGCCGCCACACUAAGGCCGUGAAGCUUUACAAGGAGCUCUUUGCACGGGACAAGCGGUUCCAGCAGUUCAUCCGGAGGCUGACACGGUCGACGGUGCUGAGGCGGCACGGGGUUCAAGAGUGCAUCCUUCUGGUGACCCAGCGCAUCACCAAGUACCCCGGGCUCAUCGACCGGAUCCUGCAGAACUCCAAAGGGAACGAAGCGGACCAGCAGGACCUGAGCACCUCCCUGACUCUGAUCAAGGAACUCAUUUCCACCGUCGACCAGGAAGUGCAUGACUAUGAGAAGAAUGCGCGGCUGCAGGAGAUUUACGGGCGGGUAGAUGGGCGCGCCAAGGCCCACCUUCCCUGGGAGCACGGCCCCUUCUGCAAAGAGGAGAUGCUGCGGCGCAAGCUGGUACACGAUGGCUGCAUGCUCUGGAAGACGGCCACCGGGCGCUUCAAAGACGUCCUGGUAGUUCUGAUGACAGAUGUUCUCAUCUUCCUUCAGGAGAAGGACCAGAAGUACACCUUCCCCACCCUGGACAAGCCUUCUGUCAUCUCCCUCCAAAGACUGAUUGUGCGAGACAUUGCCAACCAGGAGAAGGGCAUGUUCCUCCUCAGCAACACCCCGCCAGAGAUGUACGAGGUGCACACCGCCUCCCGGGACGAGCGCAACACCUGGAUGAGGCACAUCCAGCAGGCGGUCCAGCUUUGCCCCGACCGGGCCGAUUUCCCACUCGUUGAGACAGAGAACGAGGCCUCUCUGCGGAAGAUGAAAGAUAAGAUACUCCAGUGCGACCGGGAAAUCUCAGAACUCCUGGAGGAUAAAGUGAGGCUCUUCGCGGACAUCCUGGCCCUUCAGAGCUGCAGCGAGGACGGGCCCCUGAGCUGCGUGAACCCUCGCACCCUCUUCCGCACCGAGUCGUCAGACACCCCCCAGGGCGAGAAGCUGAUCCAGGAGGCCGUCAAAGAAGUGGAACUUCUCAAAGAUCUCUUCGUGGGACCCAGCUGGGACCGAGACCAGAACCAUAGCCAGGCUCCCAACGGGUGCUCCAGCCCAAAUUCCACAAAUGGCGAAACCGGAACCAUCAAUGGCUCCCCGGAAUUCAUCAGGCUUGAGUCUGACUCAAAUCAACGGGAUGGGAACGGCAAUCAGCUACAACAGAAAGUACCACAGGAGGAAGUGCUGCAGCGGCUCAGGACUCUGUACUCCCUUCUUCACAACCUGCAGGGCGUUGUGGCGCAUCAGGACUCCCUCCUGGAGCUUCAGCUGCAGGAGGCUGGUGAGCGGCGGGAGAGGCUGAGCCGGACCAACUCGCGCAAGGAAGGCUCCUCCUCCGCCGACAGGCAGGCCAGCGACCUCUCGCUGCUGCAGAAGCAGCACACGCUGCUACAGGAGGAGCUGAGCCGCUGCCGGCAGCUCUGCCAGGAGAAAGUGCAGGAGGCGGCUGCCUUGGAGGUCCGUCUGCGGGAGAGCGAGCAGGAGAGGGCCCGGCAGGAGCAGGAGGCGGAAGAAGCGCGCAGGCAGCUGGUGGCUCUGCGGCAGCCCCUGGAGGCGGCCUGGGGGCGCAAGGGGGCGGAGCCUCGGAGGCGCAGCUUGCCCGCAGGCGACGCUCUGUACCAAAGCUUCACCCCACCUCCGCAGAGCCGAGGAGGCGACCUGCUGUCUCCUGGCAGCCACUCCCUCCACUGGACCUUCGCCGGUUGUCAGCGGGAUGACAUGGCUUACCACGGUGCGCCUGGAAGACUCCAGGAGGGUGACCAGGAUCUGGAGGUGCUCCCCGAGGAAGGAGGAGGAGGGGUUGCCCACCCACAUUCUCCCCCUUCGAGCCCAAGAGAUUUCCUGAGGAUGCAGGACAUCCCGGAGGAGGCUGAGAACACCCAGGAACUGAACGUUGGAGGCGGCGGCUCCUCGGAGAGCUAGAUGGUGUGGCAGGGUGGGGUUAUGUUGGGAUACCUCUGCCCCCAACCAAACUCCAGGUUUCCUCCAAUCAAAGCCAUGCCUGGAACUUCAGGGACUUGGAAAGACCACGCCAAGCUAACUUUGGAGUGGGCUGUGGGCGGGUAAGAGGGGAGGGGGUAGCAGGAAACCAUGCCCUGAGAGUGGGGGUAGGCGCCGGGAACUGGGUCACAGCUCCCCUCUGGGGACCGCCGCUUGAUCUGUGGCCUUGAUCAUUCCUCAUUGAUGGGCGAUGGGGCAGGGGGAGGACCACCUUCUUAUUGCCCCACAGGGUGUCUUUUUCAAUUCAGAUUGGGGGGGGAUGAUGGUCGGGAGAAUCCGGGCGCCAUGAAUAACUGGGAUAUGGCUGAUUCGGAACCCAACCUCACCCCCACCUCCGUGCAGUUGAACUUUAUUUAUUUUGGGAAUGGGUGGAGCCUGCCCCUUCUCCUUACAAAGAAUAAGUUUUAAAUUAUUUUUUUAUUUUGUUUUAUUGCUUCUCCAUGGGUCUCUGUGUGCUGGGCAAGAAGUAGUGUUUUCUGCUUUCCUGGCCAAGCUCUGCAUCUUGAGAAGGGGAAGGAGGAAGGGUCUGUCAGCCCAAGACAGUCCAUAUGAGUCCACAGAAUUCUUACACUGCAUGUGUCCCAGUACCAGGUUUGUGUGCCUGGUGUCCUUGGAGUUGUGGAUUUAACCCCCCCCCCCAAUCAGGAAUCCCCCCCAACCACUUUGAAUCCUGUAUUCCUUUUUUAUCUGGAUAAGACACUUUUACACUGCUCCCCACCCCCCUUCCCAUUCUCUCUCUGUCUCUCUCACACACAGAAAUCUGCUACCAAGACAUUCCUCGCUCCCUGUUACGCACAGUGCAAAGAACAAACUUUCUAAUGCCUCUUUAAAGGAACACUGAACAUUACAAAUUGGCAAACCGGUUGCACAUACACCAGUUGCAGGUGUGUCCCCCCUCCCCCCUCGGUUCAUAGUUGUGGCAGGAAACAAAGUGCUUCAGUAGCAAAUGGUUGCGCCCUGCCAAGGACCUUCCAUUCCAGAGAAUGUUGACCCAAGUGCUUAAAGCAGGGGAACUUCCUUUGGGGAAUACAUCCAGGAGCCCCUGAUUUAUCUUUAUAAUGAUUCAAGCUGCUAAAGCUCAACAAUUCAUCGCUCAGAGACAGGCCUCGGGAAGGCUGGUUAACGCAAUUGCAGUUUGCAGGAGACUUGAGAUACUGCAAACAUCUGACAAUUUGAUACCCUCCAGAUAUUUUGGACUACAAUUCCCAUCAGCCCCACGGUGCACAGGCUGGGAAUUUGUAGCCCAAAACACCCAGAGGGUAUUGCAACCGCAAAUUCUGCAUUACAGUAUUGCGGCCCUUAGCAUUCCAAGCAGAGCCUCUGCUGCUUUGGAAAAUACGUCGACACGCUGCUUCCUACAGGACAGUGAAUGGAACGACUGCUUCUCAGAUUCUAAAUUUUGCCCUAAACUAAAGCUACUCAAAUGAUGAGGACAUUUGGGGAGCACGACACGAUUCCUCCUGGCUGCCCAACCAGGCGUGGCCAUGUUAUCGGAGGGAGAAUUUUCCCCAAUUCAUGGUGUUACCUAUGGUUUGCAGAUAAUGAAGACUGGGCCCUGUUGUAUAUUGGGGGAGGGGCAGUGGAAAUUUUAUUUUUAGCUCAGUCUAGUGACUUCCUUUCUGUACCAAAGCUAGGGAUUUUUUU